Diaporthe batatas is the source of this 1815-nucleotide messenger RNA. RefSeq lists its product as uncharacterized. The transcript is spliced from 4 exons. Bases 1 to 1815 code for a protein of 604 amino acids. Gene Ontology annotation, molecular function: phosphatase activity. NCBI's taxonomy places the organism in Eukaryota, Fungi, Ascomycota, Sordariomycetes, Diaporthales, Diaporthaceae. The record is from RefSeq and is a predicted model, not a curated record.
AUGGGCUCUGCUCCUGUAUCCGAGCUGCCGGCGCUCAAGACCAACCCCAAGUACAUCUUUUUCACCGACUUCGAUGGUACUAUCACACUGCAGGACAGCAAUGAUUUCAUGACCGACAACAUCGGUUUUGGUGCAGCGCUGCGCAAGAAGGGCAACGAGGAUGUGCUCAAUGGCAAGCGUGACUUUAGGGACAGCUUCCAGGAGAUGAUGGACAGCAUAACCGCGCCGUACAAUCAGUGUAUCGACCUUCUGCUGAAGAACAUCCAGCUCGACCCAGGGUUCAAGGAGUUCCACGCCUAUGCAAAGGCGAACAACAUCCCCAUUGUUGUCCUCAGCGGCGGGAUGACGCCCAUCAUCAGGGGGCUGUUGGGACACCUCCUCGGUGAGGAGGCCGCCAGCGAGCUUCAGAUCGUGAGCAACGACGUGAAGGCCCGGCCGGGCAAGAACAUCAACGAGGAGAGAGGAUGGGAGAUUGUGUUCCACGACGACAGCGGCUUCGGGCACGACAAGUCCCUGGAGAUCCGCAAGUACUCGAGCCUGCCCGCGGGCCAGCGACCGUACCUUUUCUACGCCGGCGAUGGUGUCUCGGAUCUUUCUGCUGCCAAGGAGACUGACCUGAUGUUUGUGAAGGCCGGGCGAGACCUCGUCGUGUAUUGCGAGAAGGAAGACGUCCCCCACACCACCUUCACAAGCUUCUCUGACAUUUUGGCCGAUGUCCAGAACGUUGUUUCCGGAAAGGCAUUGAAAGCGUCCAAGGCGCUCCUGGCCCACAUCAAGAAGACCGCCGUGGAGAGUGCAUCCAGCUCCAAGAAAAAGAACCUCCUCGAUGCUGCCGAUGCCGACGAGAGCCUGUCUGUGGCCGAGACGCCAGUCUGGCUGACCGUCACUACCAAGCGACACAUCCACGACUCCAAGGCUCUGAAGCCCAACAAGAUCUACCUUCCUCACCCUCUGCAUACCGAUACCGAGUCGACCAUUUGUCUGAUAGUGGCUGAUCCUCAGCGGCACUACAAGAAUGUUGUCGCAUCCGAAGACUUCCCCGAGGAGCUCCGGAAGCGUAUCACCAGGGUCAUCGACUACAAGCACUUGACUGCGAAGGUCAAGCAGUACGAGGCCCAGCGCAAACUGCUGGCCGAGCACGACAUCUUCCUCGCGGAUGACCGUAUUAUCAACCGGCUACCAAAGGCGAUCAACGUCUUCUACAAGUCGACCACCAAGCGGCCGAUCCCAGUUGUCUUCCAGGGCAAGAAGCCCAAGAAACAGGGCAAGCGUGUGAAGAGGGACCCAGACGAAGUCAACUGUCGCUCUGCUUCAGAGGUUGCUGCCGAGAUCCAGAAAGCGAUUGGUGCUGCCCUUGUAAACCUGUCCCCCUCGACCAAUACUGCCGUCAAAGUAGGCUAUGCGGGCAUGCAACCGAAGGCACUGUCGGAAAACAUCAUCAAGGUUGCAAAUGAGAUGGCCACCAAAUUUGUGCCCAAGAAGAAGAAUGGCAUAAAGAGUAUGUUUGUCAAGGGGCCUGAGACUGUGGCGCUGCCAAUCUGGCAGGAUGAGGAGCUCUGGGUGGACGCAGAGACCGACGUCGUCCCUGAUGGGUCUGAGCAGGCAAGGGCAAUUGAGGCCCGAAAGGAGCAAGCUAAUGUUGGGAAGAAGCGAAAGUCAAUAGACGGGACCUCGGACGACGAGCCCAAGGCCAAGAAGGCGAAGAAAGCAGCAGUGGCUGACGGCAACGACGACAAACUUGACAAGCAUAUUGCCGAGCGCAAAUCGAAGCUUAGACAUGCCAAGAAGAAGGCCACUUCAGCUAUGGAAGAUUAA